Molecule: messenger RNA, 159 nt
Organism: Phacochoerus africanus (Common warthog)
Lineage: Eukaryota; Metazoa; Chordata; Mammalia; Artiodactyla; Suidae
Product: 60S ribosomal protein L39-like
Exons: 1
Coding region: 1-159 (52 amino acids)
Biological process (GO): translation
Cellular component (GO): ribosome; cytosolic large ribosomal subunit
Molecular function (GO): structural constituent of ribosome
Source: RefSeq, a predicted model, not a curated record
AUGUCUUCUCACAAGACUUUCAGGAUCAAGGAAUUCCUGGCCAAGAAGCAAAAGCAGAAUUGUCCCAUCCCCCAAUGGAUUCGAAUGAAAACUGGUAAUAAAAUCAGGUACAACUCAAAUAGAAGAAGACUCUGGAGGAGAACCAAGCUGGGUCUAUAA